This is a messenger RNA of Drosophila takahashii, 3513 nucleotides long. RefSeq names its product lethal (1) G0289. Lineage: Eukaryota; Metazoa; Arthropoda; Insecta; Diptera; Drosophilidae. The record is from RefSeq and is a predicted model, not a curated record.
GCCUCACUAUUCAUUCCAUUUCAACGGCGGCAGAAACAGAAAUAACGGUUGAACAAUGGCGAAGAGUGUCGGUGGUGCGUGCGCGCAAAUCGCGGUCCUUUUGGCCAUAUUCUGCAGUGCAUCGGCCCUGUCGAAACGGGAUACCUACGAGCUCCUGGACACCAAGCUCCCAGUCGUCGAUACCUAUGGAGUAGUGCCUCUUGCGACGGACCAGCUGCACCGCCAAAGGCGGGCCCUUUCGGUGGAUGCCAAGGCGAUUGCCAAGCUCGAGCCCGCCAAUGCCACUGCGGAGGUGGGAGCAGCGGUUGCUGCGGCUGGAGGAGGAGCUGCUGCCGCCGCCGAGACGACGGUGACCACGGUGGACAACAAGGCAGCUGCAGGAGGCAGUGUUUCCUACAACGUUCACAAUGUCGGAGUCAAUGGCACCGGGCAGCGAAAGACUUACAGCGAAGUGGCUGCAGCUGCGGCGGCGACAGUCGACUCAAGCACCACCAACCCCAACAUCAAUGUGGCCCCCAAGAAGCAGACCCAGUUGACCCAGUCCAGCUAUCCCAAGAAGGUGGCCCCAUCCGUCUUGGCCGCCGUCCCCAGCAGCACGGAUCGCUCGCCGGCCAGCAUCGAUGUCGAUGUGUCCAAGGUGGACGUGCCCGACGAGGAGAUCGAGCAGUCGUGGAAGAACGAAUCGCUGGUGCGCAGCGAGGACUUCCACGACUACUACAACAGCGUGCUCUACGUCAACAAGGAGGAGAUGGCCUCGCUGUGGGCCCAACUCAAGACGACGCCCGAGAACACCAUGCUAUCCUCCUCCCACCGACGCGCCAUGACCGUUGAGCUCAAGUUCGACUUCCCCUUCUACGGCCACUAUGUGCGCAACAUUACGGUGGCCACCGGCGGAUUUCUCUACACCGGCGAGUACGUCCACUCUUGGCUGGCGGCCACCCAGUACAUCGCCCCCCUCAUGGCUAACUUUGACACCAGCAUGUCCAACGACUCGUUUGUCCGAGUCCAAGACAACGGAACCGCCUUCGUCGCCGUGUGGGAGAAUGUGACGCUGCAGGAUAAGCCGGAUUUCGGCAAGUUCUCGUUCAGCGUGACGCUGCACCAGAGCGGCGACAUCGUCUUCGCCUACCUGCAGGUACCGACGCUCAUCAAUUCCAUUCAGGACAAGGAGCAUCCGGUCAAGGUUGGCCUCUCCGACGCCUACAUCAUCGACAAGCACCUCUACUUUGCCCGCCGAAAGACAAUCUACGAGUACCACCGAGUCACCUUCCAGCAGGGGGAGAUCACCAACUCCACCAUCAUCAAGCUGGCCGCCCAGCCCACCUGCCUUGGCUACAGUGACUGCAAUGCGUGCAUCAACCACAACACAACGUUUACGUGCCUCUGGUGCUCGGCCCUGAAUCGCUGCUCCACGGGCACCGACCGCAAGAAGCAUGAGUGGAUCCAGAAGGGCUGUGAGACUGCCGCCAUUCGUGUGAAUAGUUCUUGUCCGGCGCUCGGCGAGAAGGGCAACAAUGCCGCCCAGAUGAAGAACGGCGCCGCGAACAGUGGUGCCGGCAGUGUGAUAAGCGCCUCCACGGCGGCCACCGGCUCCUCGGGAGCACCGGUGACGGAGCCCAAUGUGAUCAGCACGCGGGCACCGCACGCCACCGGCCAAGCGAAGCCGGAUGCGGAGGCCGCCAGUGGCGUCCACACGGACGGCAAAAUCGGAAACGCCGAGCUUUCGCACGCGGAGGCGGAAAACAAGAACGUGGGCGUGGCCUUUGGCUUCAUGGUGCCCAUCUGCCUGGUGUUCGCCGUAACGCUGUGGCUCUUCUACGCGUACCGCAAUCCGCACACCAAGAGCGGCCAGCUGCUCAUCCAGUCCAAGCAUUUACAUCAGUUCCGUCCCAGCCAGUGGUCAUGGAGGCGUGGCGAGGCCCGCUACACGGCGGCCACGAUACACAUGUAGGGGGUGAUCGCCGGAGACGUCAGAGGGGUACAGAGAUCGCGAGACGUGGGAGGGAGCUGCAGCUAAAUAUACCGACGAAGAACCAACCAACCAACCUACCAAUUGAACCCCAAAUCCCGAUCCCUGAUGGAGCAGUGUCGAGAACUAAAGGGAACUGAGAAGCAAUUAUCGCCAUCAAAUACGAUUUUUCACCACAUGGAUUACCUUAACCAACCGAGCAAAGUGCCAAUCGCAGAUCCUAUCUAUAAUGUGAUGUUCCAUGUCCACACGUCAAACUCGAAAAAAUAGAAAAAUAGAGAUUUUGAACUGAUUGUUGAGAUUUAGCUCAGACCGCUGCCGAAACUGAAAACAAAAGCAAUCUAGAUGUGUAGACUUCCCGAGUCCCAGUCCCCCGAAAACUGCUCAAAACAACAGAAACAAAAAGAAAGAAAAAAAUAUAUAACAAAAAACAAAACUAAAAAAGACGACUGGCAACAGCAUGAAGUGAUCUGAUCUGUUAAUGUAUCUUUUUACCUUUUUACCGUAUCGCCUGCCCCAAAAAAAAAGAGAAGAAAGGAGAAAUACCCCCGAAGACAACUACAUAUAUUGUAUAACUACGCUCAGACCAACGGCUCCCACCAGGCCACGCACACACACCUAAUACCUAACCUAAAGCACCUUUAACACACGCAACACACAACACACACAACAUACACACACACACACCGCGGACACAGGGCAAAGUGCUUUCAAUUGUUUCAUAGUUCAAUUUUUUUAGGGUUUUUAUCUUACUCUGUACUCUGUACUAUCUACCAACUAUCCACUAUCAACAAGCUGGAAAAAAAGAAAGAAGGAAAAACCGAGGAAGGGCUGUAUAUUUUUUGUGUGCGUGCGCGUUUUGCUGGACUCUUCGCCAAAAGUUCUUCCUCAGUCUGUGUAAUUUUUUUUUGUUUGUUCUCGUUUGUUUUAUUUUAAGUGUGUGUAGCUCUUGGCAAACAAUUACGGGAUAAAUGUAUUACUGUGAACACUCGGCGCAGUUUUUCAUACUGUAUUAUACGCGAUUUGUAUGAAAGUUUUAUGUGUGUAUAUGCGUGCACGGAAAUCACAUUUGUUUGCGAGCACGCAUGGCCCUUAUAUUAUAUAUAUAUAUGUAUACAGAUACUUUAUAUAUACAUGAAGUAUACAUGGAUAUAUCCAAGACAACCUCUUCUUUUUGUUAGUAUUUUUUUCUAUUAAUUAAUAUUACAAAUGAAACAAAAGAAACCAAGAAAAUAAACUUAUAUUAAUGAAUAUAAAACUAUAACUAAAUGCGGUGUGCAAAGCUAAACUAAAAACGAAAAACUAAAAACAUAAUUAACUAAGUAAGGGAGAUUGGAACAAGGAGAGGAGAUUAAAAUAUGUAAUAUCAAUAAAAUCAAACAGAUUAAACAGAACAAAAAUGAACCCCAAGCAUGCAAGCGACAACAACUAAGAAAAUUGUAUAACAAUGUAUUUUGAUAAAGAAAUGAAACUUGUAUUUUAAGCUCUUCUUAUGUAUACAUGAUAAUUUAAAUAAAAAGAAAAAAAACAUACUCGAAAAUGAA